Messenger RNA from Anisakis simplex (herring worm), 1359 nucleotides. Lineage: Eukaryota; Metazoa; Nematoda; Chromadorea; Rhabditida; Anisakidae. The record is from the annotation of a GenBank genome assembly.
AUGCUAGUCUCUGCGAGACUCGAUUCUCUUUCGUUACGAAUUGCCGAAUCAGCACCACUUAAAACGCAUAAAUAUUUUCGAGUGGCCGUGCCGCAAGCGUUGACCGGACAAACUCUUGUUGCUUUUUUACAGGAGCUGAUGGCAUUCGACGAUCCAACAGAUGCGCUUCAUUUGGCCACCUUACUACUCCAACAUGGUUAUUUAUUUCCGGUUAUCGAGCAUUCAUUGGUAGUCAAAGACGACAACACUCUCUAUAGGCUUCAGCUGCCGUAUUUUUGGCCAUCGCAUGCAACUCAUACAGACAACGUGGAAUAUGCCAUAUACCUGAACAAACGUUUGAUGCGAAACGAACAAAGACAUGGUCUCGAAGAGGAUGAGGUGGAAGCCUACAAUAAACUACUUGAACUGCUCGGUCAUAUGUGGGGAUUUAUCACCGUUCAGGCCGAAAUGCAAUUGAAAAUACAGAAGGAAAAGAAGAAGAGUGAUAAAGUGGUCUAUGAUAGUGAAGAAAGAGCGUUCUGGAGGACACGAAGGCCUGGUCAGGCGAAUUGCCUUGAACAACAUGUACAAGGGCGAUGUUUAUGGCGUAUAGUACUCGGGGAACGGGAUAUAUUUUGGGAGAAAAUUGAAAAGAAACUGCGAAAAUGUACUGCCGCUGGAUAUAAGAAGGAAUUGGAACGAUUACGGUUUUCCUUGAAAACGAAGCCGUGGUUGAAGGCACUGAAAGCGAGUGAAACGGUCGAAGUGCCAACGGAACGUCGGGUAAAGCGAUGGGGUUUAUCGGUCCAGGAACUGGUUCGUGACCCUAUUGGACGACAGGUUCUCGAAACUUUCCUCGAAAGUGAAUUUUCUUCCGAAAAUAUUCGUUUUUGGAUGGCGAUUCAAGAACUGAAAUUUGCUGCCAAUGAAAACGUUGACGAAAAAGCGCAACGUAUCUACGAAGAAUUCCUUGCAACUGGCGCCCCUUGCCAGGUCAAUGUGGAUUCUCGAACAUUAGAGAAUACUUUGAAAUGUUUAAAUGAUGAGACAGUGGCAAGAAGGCAUGCAUUCUCACCAGCCGAAGAGCACGUGUUCACAUUGAUGAGUAAAGACUCAUACCCACGUUUCGUACGGUCCCAAAUUUAUAAAGGUGUCCUCUCAGCUGCACAACAACAGGGAUCAAGGCGACUAGGCUGGAGGAAUUUUGUAUUCAAUAUGGGCAAUCAAAAGAAGACACCAUUAACCGCGAAGCAUAAGAUGAGUCGUGAUGAUAACUCACAUAGUUCACUACCAAAACAACUCAGCUCCGAUUCUCUUCCAGUAAAGACACAAACCCAAAGGGUGCCUGAAGUAGGUGGUACUAGCACAACAAGUACAUAG